UUGUGAUACAGGCAGCCAACAACAUACAUACAAAACCCACCCUUUUCGUUUUUUUAUUUUAUUUUGCCCAUUUUUUUUUCUUUCCCUUCUUUCUCUACCCCGCUUGGCAAAACGUGCAUUGACUGAAUUCACAUCUGAUAUUAAUGACUGCAUCACCUACGUUGUCUCAGUCUCCUACUGCUGAGUCUCAAGCUUCACAAACCAACAGCUCCCUUCCAUCCUCGGGUGUCCCAUCCCCAAACAUCUUCAACAAGAAGGACAAAAGACAGUACCCGUCGUCACGACAACCUUACCCUCCACCACCAUACCCUUUGCCAGUGUAUUACCCGCCUUAUAUGCUGUAUCCACCUUACAUGUAUCCUCAUCCACCUUAUCUGCAACCUCCUCAGCCGCAGCAACCUCCCCUUAAUCAACGCGAUGAAGACCAGGAUGACGUGGAAAUCAUUAUGAAUGAUCUAGAAGCUCCUUCUUCAAAGUUUUUGGAUCGAUCUGCGUCCGUUUCUAGCGAUGUAGCCAAGCCUGUAUCUCCGCCUGAAGGCGUUCAGCCUGGCCUGAGGAAUCAAUUAGAGUACUAUUUUUCUCGACAGAAUCUAGCCAAUGAUGCAUAUUUAGUAUCGCAAAUGGAUAGCGACUUGUAUGUAUCUAUCGCUACUGUGGCAUCUUUCAACAAAGUGAAAGCAUGGACCACAGACUAUGACACGGUUGUUCGUGCUUUGAAAUCAAUUCCCGCUGUCACCGUUGAUGAAACAAACACCAAAGUCAAACCCAACAUUUCCACUCAGCGCACGACCAUUAUUUUGCGGGAUAUAGACAGUAGUGCUACAGAAGAGGACAUCACGGCUAUCUUCACUUCUGACAUGGAACCCAUAGUCAUAAAAGAUGUCAAACGCGAGAUCGGGAACAUGUGGUACGUCACAUUCAACACUGAGGAGGAAACCAUCAAAAUGCUUUUUCUACUUCGAGGCAAGUCGUUCAAAGGUAAACCCAUCGCUGGUAGAAUCAAGUCGGAAGCGGUUUUGCGUAACAUCCAAGUAGAAAAUCCAUCUCCUCAACAAACCGCCGUUUCACCUUCAUUCAAUCCACCUUCCCCUUCAUCCAACACCCCAUCACCAAACAAUGUCCAAAUGCCAUUUCCUCCGUAUCCUGGCUAUUACGGUUUACCAGGUUAUCCCAUAUUACCUAUGAUGCCACCGCCAAUGGGAUGGAACAGUCCUCAACCGCCACACCUUUUCCAACAAAAUUAUAACACUCAACAUGGUAAUUACCAAGAGGGCCAUUACCGUAAUAAUAAUAAUAAUAAUAAUCGCAAGCGAUUCAACAACAAUGGUGCCAAAUACCCCCAACCGAUCCAGCAGGAAUCUUCUCCACAGGAUAGAGCCAGCACUUUUUCACAACAACAACAACCAGGAAACUUUCGCAAUCAUACCAAGAAAAACAACUAUCGCAACCAAUAUAAUCAUGGUAACAACCCUUUCAAAAAUAACAAUAGAACCCAACAGCAAACAUCACGCUACGGUGGCAAUAGCAUAGAAGAAUCACCAGUCACCCAACAUGAAUUGCCAAGCUCUACGCCACUCAUGUCUGAUACAUCGGGUGAGCGUCCAAAUCAUACACCUAAAGGGUCAUCCAUGCCUAGAAAUCGAGGCAAGAAGAAGAAGUCGGAUAAAAAGUUUCCAGGUAAGCUUGUUUGUGCCAUUUCUGACACGUCAGGUCACCAAUGUCAGCAGACCCACCCACUUUUGACAUAACCUGCUUUAUUGUACUUCUUUUAUAGAAACUUCGUCCUUGCAACCCGGCCAUUUCCCUCCUUUGCCCAAAUCUGCGUCUUCCAGUCCAGAUGAAGCUCAGAGCGCUCAACAUCAGACAGCUGCUUCAUUCAGUUAUGCAGACAUGCUCAAAGCUCAGCAAGCUCGAUCAUAAUCCCAUUAGAAAACAAAAGAAAAAAUGUCCUUGCUCACCCUGUUACCUCGGCUUCCAAAAC
Messenger RNA from Umbelopsis ramanniana AG, 1981 nucleotides. RefSeq lists its product as uncharacterized. Bases 144 to 1748 code for a protein of 534 amino acids. Gene Ontology annotation, cellular component: cytosol; cytoplasmic stress granule. NCBI's taxonomy places the organism in Eukaryota, Fungi, Mucoromycota, Umbelopsidomycetes, Umbelopsidales, Umbelopsidaceae. Gene Ontology annotation, molecular function: mRNA 3'-UTR binding. The transcript has 5 exons. Gene Ontology annotation, biological process: positive regulation of translation. The record is from RefSeq and is a predicted model, not a curated record.